Messenger RNA from Labeo rohita (rohu), 1799 nucleotides. RefSeq names its product neutral cholesterol ester hydrolase 1a (gene nceh1a). The transcript has 5 exons. The record is from RefSeq and is a predicted model, not a curated record. Gene Ontology annotation, molecular function: carboxylic ester hydrolase activity. Bases 63 to 1289 code for a protein of 408 amino acids. Lineage: Eukaryota; Metazoa; Chordata; Actinopteri; Cypriniformes; Cyprinidae. Gene Ontology annotation, cellular component: membrane.
AAUGUCAUAUUGUCUAACCCCCUGAUAGCUGCAGAGAGAAAAGAAGAGAGGGACAUCACAUCAUGAUGAAGUUGCUUUGCGGUAUUACCUUGUUAUUAGCAAUAGCUCUUGCCUAUUACAUCUACAUCCCAUUGCCUAGGACAAUCUCAGAACCAUGGAAACUGAUGGUGUUGGAUGCCACAUUCAGAGGAGUUGUGAUGAUGGGAGAUGCUGCUCACUCGCUUGGUUUGAGGCACAGAGUCCACAUGAUCAAUUCUGCUAUUAUCAAUUUCGAAAGUCUGGUGCCAGUCACAAACGAAGAGAUCCAGAUUGAAGAUAUCCUGUUUGAGGGAGUCCAUGUUCGUGUAUAUCAGCCUCCCAGACAGGAUGGAAAGCUGAGGAGAGCAGUCAUGUUCAUCCAUGGAGGUGGAUGGGCCUUGGGCGCUCCAAAGUUGGGGUCAUAUGACAGUCUCUGCAGACAGAUGGCAGCUGAUCUGGAUGCAGUGGUUGUGACGGUGGAUUACCGCAUGGCUCCUGAUGUCCACUUCCCAGUACAGUACGAGGAGUGUGUGCAGGCCGCUAAACAUUUCCUGAGGCCAGAAGUGCUGACGAAGUAUUCGGUCAAUCCAGAGAGAGUGGCUGUGUGUGGAGACAGCGCUGGAGGAAACCUGGCCGCCGCAGUGGCUCAGCGGAUUGGAGCAGACAACACUACUACGGUGAAAUUCAAACUGCAGGUCUUGGUUUACCCAGUGCUUCAGGCGCUAGACUUCAACACAGCCUCCUAUCAGCAGAACCAGAAUGUUCCCAUCCUGUAUCGCAGGCUAAUGGCCCGUUUCUGGUUGGAGUACCUAGGCGCCGACCUUGACUUUGUGCCCUCCCUUAUAAUAAACAACCACACAGCCCAAGACCAAAACCUGAUGUCCAUGACCCAAUCAAAACUGGACUGGACUGCUCUCCUCCCCAAACGAGUGAGAAAAAAUUACAAGCCUGUGUUUCCAGCGACUGGCUCUCCCAAUAUCUUAAAGGACAUUCCAGCAUUACUGGAUGCCAGAGCUGCUCCGUUACUGGCGGAGGAUGAGGUUUUGCGUACGGCGCCGCCUGCUUACAUUAUGACCGGUGAGCAUGAUGUUUUGAGGGAUGAUGGGAUGAUGUACGCCCGCAGACUGGAGUUGGCAGGGGUCUCUGUCAUUAACAAACAUUACGAAGAUGGUUUUCAUGGCUGUGUGAGCUUUGCUUUCUGGCCCUGCUACUUCUCUGUGGGAAUACGAGCAGUGCAGAAUUAUAUCGCUUGGCUUGAUGAACAUUUGUAGUUAGAUUUAAAAUGUGUCUAUCAGGGAUUUCCACUUCACACACUGUGAUGCAAUUUUUUGCAACACGACAGAGGAUUUAUAUUGCACAUCGAGUAAAGAAAUUAAGUAUAUUACGCUCUGCUGUUGUAAAAGAAUUGUAUUAUGGCUUUAAAAUAAUGACUAACACAUUUAAGUGUAUUUUUUAAACUAAUGUACUAAGAACUAAACGAGGAACCACAAAGGAAUUUCUCUUGAACUUAUAUUAUGUUCUAACUCCAUUAACACACAAGUAUACGUACACUUGUUAUAUUCAGCAGUUUAAGUGGGUUUUUUUUUGUGCUUGUCAUUACUACCACCUCAAUAACAAAGCAUAAGUCAUAUAACCAUGCAUUUCAUUGUGGUAAUUAACAUUAACAUUGUGUUAACUGUCACUCCAAGGACCUGAAAUGAAUUUUAUCAUAUUUCUACUGUGAAAAACUGAGUGAAUAAAGCUGGAACAUGUAUUGAAGCUGUAAUAAAAGUUGAUAAAUA